Messenger RNA from Didymodactylos carnosus, 1365 nucleotides. Lineage: Eukaryota; Metazoa; Rotifera; Eurotatoria; Philodinida; Philodinidae. The record is from the annotation of a GenBank genome assembly.
AUGGAAAUGUACUCGGUUGGAAGAAAUAACUGUGCGUUCUACUAUUGUCUAUCAUCCUAUUUAAAAUUUCAUAAUGAUUCAUCAAUUUUUUCUCAAAAUACAUUAAAACCAAUAAUUGAAUCAUCAUUGAUGUUAACGAUCAAGAAACAUCCUCGACUUCGCUUUCAAGUUGAUCAAGAUAUUCAACCACCAAAAUUCAUCAUUCUUCCCUUAUCUGUAUUUGAUCAAUUACCUAUAAGUUAUGUGAAACGAGAAAAUGAUGAUACUGUUCGUGAAAUUUUAGAAAAUGAAAAUAAUAAACCAUUUCAAUUUAAUGAGCAAACACCUUUAUGGCGUAUAAUCAUAGUCGCAUCUGAAAUAUCAUCUGAUUUUGAAAUAAUUGUAUCAUUUCAUCAUGUUAUUUGUGAUGGAAUAUCAUCAAUGAUAUUUUUUCAAACUUUUGUCAAAUAUUUAAACGAUUGUCAGACAAUUUCAUCAGAUGAUUUUCCACUAUUAGAUCUCUAUCUUGAACAAGAUCAAGCAUUAGAUCAAAUUUGUAUAGGAAAAUUACCAUCAUUAUCAUCCAUUUUACUUAAAUUAAUUGAAAAACUUUUUAUACCACAUAUUUUGCAUUCAUAUUUAUUUCCGAAAACCUAUUGGGCCGGUAAUGUUCAAUUAACUGGCGUUGAAUCAAAUAAAACGUGUCUACUAUCUUUUAUGCUUGAUAGUAAUAAAUUAAAUUUAUUAUAUCUACAAUGUAAACAAAAUCAAACAACUGUUCAUGCUGCUUUAGUUGCUUCGAUUCUAUUAGCUAUAAUUGAAUUUAAUCAGCAUGAAAAUUUAGAAUUAUUAUGCGGUAGUGCUAUUAAUAUGCGUAAAUAUUGUCAACCAAUAAUUUCUGAUAAUCAAUUAGGUAUUUUUAUUAGUUCAGCUAAUACUUGUCAUUUUCUUAAUUCAUCAUCGAUACCAAAUUUUUGGUUAUUAGCUCAAAAUGUUAAACAACAGUUGAAUGAGCAAAUAUUAAAUGAAGCAUUACCAAUAGUUAAACUAAUGAAGUUUGUGAGAAAUUGGAAUGAAUAUGUACUGGAAGAAAGAAAACGGUUACCAAAUGGAAAACAGGCAAGUAUAAGUCUAUCAAAUGUUUUACAAUGGAAUUUUGCUGAUAUCAAUAUUAAUAAUUCUAAGUGGAAAAUAGUCAAUGGUGGUUUUACACAAUCAGCUGAUAUCAUUGGUGGAAUAUUUUCGGUGAAUGCUAUGACAGUGAAUGGAACAUUAAAUAUUUACAUUUCAUAUCAACAAAGUAAUGUUAAACAACCUGUGGAUGCCCUUUGUAUUAGAGAUAAUAUGAAAAAAUGGCUAGAAACUGCAGCUAAUGGAAAUGUAUAA